AACAGAUGCGCUCAGCCAAUCAGAUGCUCAGGAUAUCCCUGUUGCAGCGAAUCAACGUGAAGCGUGCGAGGAUUUAAACCAAGGCGUACAAGCUAAAAACUGAUCCGCAUCUUCCCCCAUUACGAUUCUCUGUCUUUUUGUUGAAGCAACGCUCACAUCGAAAUGGCUUAUCGAGUGACUAGGGUAAGUGAUUUCAUACUUCUUAUUUGUCUUUCAUCUACUUCACACUGAAUAUACUUUUAGAAUAAAUUCGUCUUUUGAACGUAUUUAUUUAAAUGUGAAUUGUGAAAUGUCCUCGUGCGCAGAUAUGAGGACUCCUCUCGUGCAGCCCCUCCUAGAAGGAAUUGGAUUUAGACUCGACAUUGUAUUUUUGUUUAACCAGAUAUGCAUUUAAAAUAAUACUCUUAUUUAUACUCUAUUCCCCUCCUACAGAACCGUUUGGCCUCUACCAGGUCUGAUCUUGGUGGAAAGGGCUGCUCGGUAACCGGGCCUGGACUGAAGCCUCGAGCCGCACUGGGCGAAAUAGGAAACAUUGCUGCCAACAAAGAACCGCUGAAAAAGGUGAGAUUGUAAUACAAAUAUAGUUUGAUUUCAAUUGCGCCUCAUAUGUCAGAAUCAGUGUGCUUUGCUAUAAAUCAAACUCUCGACUCCACUUAAAAUUCCAUCAAUAAUUUGCAGGCUCAUUUUCACAAGGCGUCUCAAUGGUUUUUGGUUGAAAGUAUGCACAUGCAAAAAGCCUAGAGCAUCUUAAAUUACUCAAAGCAAGAAAGUACUCAUGAAAGACAAAACUUGUACCGUGUAAAAACUCUUUGCUUGCUGUUGCAUUUAACUUGAAGGUGUUUAUUCAAUUUGAUAAACUGUCUGUAUCAUGGAGAAGCCAGAGAGCACUAGAAUAAGAGCAGCCGAAUAGCCCACUGUUGAGAUUACUUUUAAACACUAUUUUGAUACUAGGUGAGGAAAUAUCUGCAGAUAUAUUGAUUUGAAAGUGAAAUUGAAAAUCUCCACACUUGUUCUCAAGAUGGCCCCAAACUAUAAUGUUAGAAGUUUUGCUGUUUGAUUCCACUAAUUUUCCCCUUUCCAUUUUCAGGCUGUUACUGCAAAGGCUACAAAGACCAAAGCCCCCAUCAAAGCUGAAAAAGCAGUUGUCGAAGCACCAAAACCCAAAAAUGUUGUUCCCGCUGAGCCUGAGGUGCAGGUAAGCUGUUUGGCUUUUAAGGUACAAACAGCAGCUACUCGGCUGGUUGGGUGUGGUGCUUCAGUUUGCAUGAUCUUCUUCUGUUUGGAUUUUGAUCCUACAGCCUGAGCCAUCAUCCCCCACUCCAAUGGAAACCUCAGGCUGUGAGCCUGCAGACCUCUGUCAAGCUUUUUCAGACGUCAUUCUCAACACAGCUGUCAGGGAUGUGGAUGCAGAUGACUAUAACAACACCAUGCUUUGCAGUGAAUAUGUUAAGGACAUCUAUAAGUACCUGAGGCAGCUUGAGGUAAAGUAUUAUCAGUUAAGAGAUAACCGCCCUGUUGUCUUUCUGGCCUCCUUUUAGGAUUAAUAAAGGUUUGUUUCUUCUCAGGUGGAACAAGAUGUCAGAGCCUCUUACCUGCAAGGUCAGGAGGUGACUGGAAACAUGCGUGCCAUUCUCAUUGACUGGUUGGUGCAAGUAAACCUAAAGUUCCGUCUGCUGCAGGAGACGAUGUACAUGACUGUAGGAAUCAUUGACCGCUUUCUUCAGGUAAGUGUCUUUCACAAAUCAAUGAGUAGGGGUUAUUAUCUGUAUAAAAUUCCUGAUCUCUAUGUGAUUUCACCUUCAACAGGAGCACCCAGUCCCCAAGAAGCAGCUUCAGCUGGUUGGUGUGACCGCCAUGUUCCUUGCUUCCAAAUACGAGGAGAUGUAUCCCCCGGAGAUCUCAGACUUUGCCUAUGUGACGGACCGUGCCUACACCACCGCCCAGAUCAGAGACAUGGAGAUGACAAUCCUCCGGGUUCUUAAAUUCAAACUGGGCCGCCCACUCCCCCUGCAGUUCCUCAGAAGAGCUUCAAAGAUUUACGAGGUUAAUAUCAGGAUUUGAUUUGGUGAUUGCUUUGUUCACUGAAUUAUCAUUUGUUAAUCUUUUCUGUGCAUGACUCAUUUCAGGUAACUGCUGAGCAACACACCCUGGCAAAAUACCUCCUAGAGCUCACCAUGGUGGACUAUGAAAUGGUUCACUUCCCACCAUCCAUGGUGGCAAGUGCUGCUUUGGCUCUGACUCUUAAGAUCUUGGAUGCUGGUGAAUGGGUGAGUUUGGAUAAUGGUUACUGGACCCACCAUCCUGUUUGAAGUACACUCUUAACAUGUAUUAUAUUUCUGUGAAAUAUCUGCAAUUUUCCCUCCUUUGCAAAAAUGGUAAACACAUUGAAAGAGUUUAGGACCUUUUUUUGAGACUUAAGUGUGCAGCAGCGCUGUUCACAAUUUUGCGUCUUGAUUACAGAUUCUACUGUUAAUAUGCACUUUUUUUUUUUUUUUUUUUCUUUUUUUUUUAAAUGAUUUUAACAUUUGCAUCAAAAUCGGUUAGCACUGACAUGACAGCAUCUCUAUUUUUUUAAUAGUGUAAAAAGCAAACAUUUUUCUGGUUUGUUUCUUCAGGACGUGACACUGCAGCACUACAUGGACUACACAGCAGAGAGUUUGAUUCCUGUAAUGUCGCACAUCGCAAAGAAUGUUGUGAAAGUGAAUGACGGGCUGACCAAACACGUGGUAUGUAUGACGUAUGAUUGUAGUGAAUGCCAUUGGCUGAAUUUUGAUACACUUUAGCUAACAUUCAUUCUUUGUCUGCAGGCUAUUAAAGGAAAGUACUCGACCUCCAAGCAGAUGCGAAUUGCAGCAAUCCCUCAGCUCAAGUCUUCACUGGUCAAGGAUCUUGCAAAGCAACUCACCCAGUGAGAAGACUGUUUUAAGCACCAUGUGCUGAUUUAUAUAGUUAACUUAAAACUUUUAAACAUGACUGAGGGAUCUGAAGAACAAUCAGUGGUUUGCAUGUUUUGAAAAACCGUUUUUCUUUUACUGACUAUUUUGGAAAGCAUGCCACAAGUUUUAAUUUUUCCCCACCAAAGCUGGUUGGCUUUAAAAUUUGGCUUUCUCUUUUGGUGACAUCAAACCAUGUCGCCUAAUUUGCCACCUUGUCUUACACACAACUUUGCCAACUACAAUCUUUUAAGAAUGCAAUAGCGUUAACUGUCAAUUAAUGCACUACCUUGGCCAUCUUGACGUGUUUCGUUGAACACAUUUCUUUAAUCCUUGACAUACUACCACUGACGUUUGCCCUUAUCUUUUUGAGCCUGCAAGUCUCUAUAGUGUAGUGCGGUUGCUCAAGUGUACGCCAUUUUAAAACUUGUGGCAUACUUUUAAAUAGUCAGUAAUGCUGGGGGGUCAUUGGAUAACGUGGCCCUGAUUUCUCUUGCAUAUUCUCUUAAUGUGUGUAUGGCAGUGACUGUGUAAAAUGUACAGCAAUUCUUUUAAAUGAUCUUACAUUCUUAAAUGUCUUUUUUUUAAAAUGUGUAUUAAAUGGUUCAGACCAGAUGUUUUCUCCCUUGUCCUCUUUGAAUCCGCCACUAGAGGCUGCUCUAAGACCUCCUUUUGAAGUUGCUUGCGUCUGAGCUUCAGAUGUCCUUGUGCUGACUGAAAUGGUUUCUUUAGACUGAAUUUUUGCAUAUUUAGGAAAAUUUGUGGGGGAAAAAUACCAUUUGACCAUUUUUAUUCUUUGUCUUGGUCUCAAUUCUGCACCAGUACUGAAGUACUAACCAGACUUAUUGACCAUUUUCCUAAAGAUUAUGUUGCUGUGAGAACAAGUGAUGUGUUAAUAAAAUUCUUGCAAAAUAA
Messenger RNA from Xyrichtys novacula (pearly razorfish), 3848 nucleotides. The record is from the annotation of a GenBank genome assembly. NCBI's taxonomy places the organism in Eukaryota, Metazoa, Chordata, Actinopteri, Labriformes, Labridae.